AUGAGUGGUGCGAGUGAUCCAAUCACCAGGGAGGUGGAAGACCAGAGCAACCACGUUGCAAGCGGUGGAGAAGUCAUAAUAGGGAAGAUAGCUAAAGAGGAAGUAAUGGAGAAUACACCAAACGGUACACCCAACAAUACACCCAACGGGGUAAGCCGGGAAAGACAUUUAAAUGGUCCGGAUCAGGUGGUUCCAUCUGAAAGUUACACCACCUCACUACCAGGCGAAUUUGUCAAACUACGGAUUGAAUCUAGAGGCCCAGCAGCUGAACCUGCCAUCUCGGUGCCCGGCUUGCUCAGCAGGACUGUAGCCAGAUACCCAGAUGCUACGGCACUAGCCACAAAAAAAGCUGAUGGAAAGUGGCACAAAAUUACUUACAAACAGUAUCAACAGCGUGUGCGAACGGCGGCAAAGGGUUUUCUAAAACUUGGACUGGAGCGAACAAAUUCUGUUUGUAUCCUCGGCUUUAACUCAGAAGAAUGGUAUAUCGCCGAUCUAGCAGCUAUACACGCAGGUGGUUACGCAGCGGGUAUUUACACAACCAACUCGGCGGAGGCCUGUUACCACUGCCUAUUGUCAUCUCGAGCCAACAUCUGCGCCGUACAAGACAAGAAGCAACUCGACAAGAUCCUGUCCGUGAAGGACAGGCUCCCACUAUUGAAGGCUAUCGUGCAAUGGGAAGGAAAAGUUGAUACUUCCAUUCCUGGAGUCUACAGUUUUGACCAGGUAAUGGAAAUGGGUGCUAAAGAGCCGGACACUGAGCUCAACAAUGUACUGAAAACCAUUGCGGUGAAUGAAUGCUGUACUUUGGUAUACACAUCAGGUACGGUGGGGGCACCAAAAGCUGUGAUGUUGUCACACGACAACUUGACGUGGGACGCGUUCUCUAUCAGCGAACGGGUCGGGGAUCUCAAGCCUACACAGGACAGACUCAUCUCCUUCCUGCCGUUGAGUCACGUCGCUGCUCAGGUUGUUGACAUCUAUACAACACUGGCUAAUGCUGUAUGUGUGUACUUCGCAAAACCGGACGCUCUCAAAGGAAGCCUCGUGGAGACGCUCAGGGAAGUCAAGCCAACCAGGUUCUUAGCAGUACCUCGUGUUUGGGAGAAGAUGUACGAGAAGAUUAUGGCUGUGGGCGCCUCCAGCGGUUACAUCAAGAAACAGAUCGCCAUGUGGGCCAAAGAUAAGGGGCUCAAAUACCAUGUGGCUAGGAUUAAUGGCUCCCUAUCAAGCAGUAUGAACAGUCUGCCGCUAGACUUCACCACUGGCGAAAUGGUCAAGUUUUGGAUCGAUGGCUCAUCAUUUGGAUACAAAAUGGCUAAGUACCUAGUAUUUAACAAGGUACACGAGACUCUAGGCCUCGACCAGUGCACCACAUUUGUGACGGCUGCCGCACCUCUCUCGGCAGAUAUCAAGAAGUUCUUCCUAUCCCUCGACAUACCCAUUGUGGAUGCAUUCGGCAUGAGUGAAGCUUCUGGAGCACAUUCCCUUAGCAUAUAUCCCAAAUUAUCAUUGGAUUCUGCGGGAGAACUCCUACAAGGUACAGAGACAAAGUUUGGUGGUUCUAUAAGCUCGAAUGGUCCUGGAGAGAUUAUGAUGCGUGGUCGACAUGUAUUCAUGGGCUACCUCAAUGAUUCUGUUAAAACCAAGGACGCCAUUAACGACGAUGGCUGGCUGUUAUCAGGAGAUAUCGGCAGGGUGGACAGUAAUAACCUCCUUUAUAUAACUGGAAGAAUAAAGGAACUGCUAAUUACUGCUGGUGGAGAGAACAUAGCGCCAGUGCUAAUUGAGCAGACGAUCCAGUCAGAGUUACUUCAUAUUGGAUACGCCGUGCUUAUUGGUGACAAGCGCAAAUUCCUCGCCGUGCUAAUUACACUUAAGGCUAAAGUGGAUCCAGAGACGGCGGAUGCUUUAGACGAAUUGGAAAGUGAGGCAAGAAAGUGGGUCGCAAGUCUUGGCAGCACGGCUACGAAAAUCAGCGAGAUAGUCAACAAAAAAGACCCAGCGGUUUACAAAGCCAUCGAAGAAGGUAUCGGACGCGCCAACAAGCAUGCCAUCUCAAACGCACAGAAGGUCCAAAAAUUCGCAAUUUUGCCAUCUGACUUUUCAGUAAAUUCUGGAGAAUUAGGUCCAACGUUGAAAAUCAAGAGGAACGUUGUCUACGAGAAGUACAAAGAUAUCAUAGAAGACUUUUAUAAGGAAUAA
Arctia plantaginis is the source of this 2205-nucleotide messenger RNA. The record is from the annotation of a GenBank genome assembly. Lineage: Eukaryota; Metazoa; Arthropoda; Insecta; Lepidoptera; Erebidae.